Messenger RNA from Hippopotamus amphibius kiboko, 912 nucleotides. It is a transcript of the gene TEX52, whose product is annotated as testis expressed 52. The record is from RefSeq and is a predicted model, not a curated record. The coding region runs from base 1 to 912 and encodes 303 amino acids. The transcript is spliced from 3 exons. NCBI's taxonomy places the organism in Eukaryota, Metazoa, Chordata, Mammalia, Artiodactyla, Hippopotamidae.
AUGGCCAGCAACCUGCAAAGAUCACCUAGAGGGCAGAGUGACCCAUCCCGUGUCAGAGAACCUUUCCUGAAGAUGGUCCACGCCCGUGAGACUCUCCUGAACCCCUGCACGUGGGCUCAGCGUGAGUUCCUCCUCCCCAGGGAGUCCUCGGAGCUGCCCGGCUUCACCCAGCAAAGCUAUCACCAGCUGGCCCUGAAGCUUCCACCCUGCACAGAAGCGAAGGCCAAGGUGCGUCAGCGACUGGCCUGCCCUUGGAAGGAUGCGGCCCAGCACACCUGGGGCUUCCACACGUGGCUGGACGUGGGGCGUCUGCCAGCCACCUUCCCCUCCAGGCCCGACAGGCCCUACGACAGCAACGUCUGGCGCUGGCUGACAGACUCCAGGGCCCGCCGCUGCCCCCCGGCAGAACCCCCCGUGCCCCCUCCCUCCUGGAUGGGUCAAAACAGCUUUUUGGCCUUCAUCUCCUGUACUCCUAUCUUCUUGGACACAAAGAGGAAGAACCAGGUGAUUCUCAGGACAGUGAAGGAACUAAGAGAGGUGGAGAAGCUCAAGCUGAGGAGCGAAGUCAGGGCACCCCCACUUGAUACCAACGGCAACAUCCUGACCCUGAAGAACCUCAAGAAGUACCGGCACAUCUCAGCUGGUGGAAGGUGUGAGCCUGGGGGCCUCCAGCUCAUGCCCAACCCACUUCCCAAUGAUUUUGCCAGGAGCUGGCCCUGCCCAAACCCGCUGCCUCAUUACCAGGAGAAGGCGGUCAAGCUGGCCUUGCUGCCCAGUGCACCUCUGAGCCAGGACCUGGUGAGGAGCUACCAAACCCUGCUAGCAGACCGGGUGGCCUUUCCCCUCCACUAUCUCUCCAGGGCCCAUCCUGGCAAAACCUUAACGAGAAAGAGAAGACUGGGACACAUCUAG